CGGAAGCAGAAGCGGCGGGCGGUCACGUGCGCGGCCAUGGCGGAGCCCGAGCUCCGCGUGAACGCCGCGUUCGCGGAGCGCUACCGGCGGUACCGGCGGCGGGAGGAGCUGCAGCGCCUUCGGGACCGUUACGGCGACGCCUCCGACCCCGACAGCGACAGCUCCGACUCCAGCGACUCCAGCGGCGGCUCCGUGGCGCCGGACCCCCGGGAGCAGCGGGAGUUCCUGCGCACGCUGGCGCUGCUGAAGACGCGCGACCCCCGCGUGUACCGGCCCGACACCGAGUUCUACAGCCGCGGGCCCCAGGAGGAGGAGGAGGAGGAGGAGGAGGAGGAGGGGGAGGAAGAGCGCGCCGCGCCGAUGUUCCUGAAGGAUUACGAGAGGAAGGUGCUGCUGGAGAAGGGGGGGAGAUACGUGGAUGAGGAGGAUGAGGAGGGCGAGGAGGCGGCGGCCAAGAGGAGGAAGGAGCCCCUGCAGAAGCUCUGGGCAGACCCCGCGCUGGAGCCGGGCGAGCGCUUCCUGCGCGAUUUCCUGCUGGGCUUCCACGAGGAGGAGGAGGAGGAGGAAGAGCAGGGCGGCCAGGAAGGGUGA
Molecule: messenger RNA, 591 nt
Organism: Passer montanus (Eurasian tree sparrow)
Lineage: Eukaryota; Metazoa; Chordata; Aves; Passeriformes; Passeridae
Gene: KRI1
Product: KRI1 homolog
Exons: 6
Coding region: 37-591 (184 amino acids)
Biological process (GO): endonucleolytic cleavage in ITS1 to separate SSU-rRNA from 5.8S rRNA and LSU-rRNA from tricistronic rRNA transcript (SSU-rRNA, 5.8S rRNA, LSU-rRNA)
Cellular component (GO): 90S preribosome; nucleolus
Source: RefSeq, a predicted model, not a curated record